Paecilomyces variotii is the source of this 267-nucleotide messenger RNA. Its product is annotated as putative NADH-ubiquinone oxidoreductase 9.5 kDa subunit. The record is from RefSeq and is a predicted model, not a curated record. The coding region runs from base 1 to 267 and encodes 88 amino acids. The transcript has 2 exons. Lineage: Eukaryota; Fungi; Ascomycota; Eurotiomycetes; Eurotiales; Thermoascaceae.
AUGUCGGCCCCUCACUUCUGGUCGACGCCUCUGCGCUACCUCCGCUGGGCAUCUUACGAGAAGCCUGCUAUCUUUUACUCGAUCAUUGUCGGAUCAAUGGGCCCUGUCGCGCUCGUGACGCUCCCUCCCAUCAGACGCUUCUUCGGCGAUGUCGACCCCGAGCCUAUUCCUCUGACGUAUCCCAUUCGACAAGCUAACGUGCGGCUUCCGCCAACUCCAGUUCCCAAGGGCCCCCGAGUGAUCCCUCAAGGUUUUGACGACGAGUAG